Cajanus cajan (pigeon pea) is the source of this 1064-nucleotide messenger RNA. RefSeq lists its product as uncharacterized. Gene Ontology annotation, molecular function: protein binding. Lineage: Eukaryota; Viridiplantae; Streptophyta; Magnoliopsida; Fabales; Fabaceae. The record is from RefSeq and is a predicted model, not a curated record.
UAUAUAUAAAAGGAGAGGUAAAUCGGGCGGCCCAAUGACAUGAAAAGUUUUGUCGAGUGGAGUGAUGGUCGGAAUCUUCGAGAAGGAUUCUAAAGAGGAGUAAGUGAAGGAGUUAGGAGUGAGAGGGUAGAAGAGGUGAGCGGUGUGAGAAGUGAGAAGAGAAUGGCUUUGUGUGGCAGAGGCACAAUCACAGCAAUACGUCGCGCUUUAAUCUUCCAAAACACAUUUUCCCCACCCAUUUCCCUUGAUCGCCAUUUCUGUUCCACCAAGAACAAGAAGCCCCUCGACACGAAGCUCAACUUCUCCCUCUCUUCCGAUUCCGACGAUGACCAAGACAGCAACACCCACAUGACGAAGAGGCCAUUACCACCCCCUUACGACCCCUUCAGCAAGAAGCCCGCAAUUCAAGAGCCCAAGGACCCUAAGGACCUGCAGGAGAUUUUCCACAACAUGAGGAACGGCGACGGGCUGUUCAACCACGCAGUUAAGAUGUUCGACGCAUUGUCAAAAGAGGGUCUGACCCACGAGGCCUUGGAGCUCUUGGGCCAGAUCAAGGACAAGGGCCACAUGCCCGACGUGGUGGCCCACACCGCCAUCCUGGAGGCCUACGCCGACGCCGCCCAGCCCAAGGAGGCUCUGAAGGUCUACAUGCGCAUGCUCGCUUGUGGGGUCUCCCCCAACGCUUACACCUACGCUGUUCUCGUUAAGGGGCUUGCUUCGGAUGGAAAGUACGCGAAGGAGGCGAGCAAGUACAUGUUGGAAAUGAUGGAUAAGGGGAUGAGGCCCAACGCCGAGACUUAUACCUCCCUGUUUGAGAGGUUGGUGAGGGAGGAGAGGCUGCACGAGGCUGCACGCUUGCUGGAACAGAUGAAGGAAAAGGGGUUUGUUCCCGACCACAAGGCUGUGCAUCAGGCUCUCUCCGCUAAAAGAGGGCCUGUCUUUAGAAUUCUUAUCAACCUUCUUUUUGGCAGCUAGUCUAACCUCUGUUUUUCUUCACUACCAAAUAUUAUUCAGAUUGCAUGUCUUUGCUUUUAAUUUUAAUACACGUGGUAUUUCUUCAUUUC